AUGAGACCAACUGAUGACGAUUCCAAGGAGAAAAGUCUUCCUCGGAAAGCGUCGAUGAAAGUUGCUGAAGAUUUGCAAAGUAAGUUGUCGAGAGUUCGUCAUAAAGCCGAGAGCGAGGGCCAGGUGUGGACCAACAGUCCGAGGAAUAGGUAUGCUGAUAGUACCUUCUACGACAAGAUGCUGGAUCAGAGGGCUGAUGCACCUCGUGGGCCGAAUCGAUUCGUGGUUUACUAUGUUAUGGUGAUAUUUUCUUAG
This is a messenger RNA of Perkinsus marinus ATCC 50983, 255 nucleotides long. RefSeq lists its product as hypothetical. NCBI's taxonomy places the organism in Eukaryota, Perkinsozoa, Perkinsida, Perkinsidae. The record is from RefSeq and is a predicted model, not a curated record. Bases 1 to 255 code for a protein of 84 amino acids. The transcript is spliced from 2 exons.